CUUCAGCCCCUCUCUUCGGUUCCCAUCUUCCCUUUGCGCAGCAUACAACGGAUUUGCUUGACGCAGUUCAGACUUGAGGAAUAUCCGACUCGGUACAUAACAUCCAUCAGAAGACCAUCACAUCUAGUGAUCAUUCUAAACAUUACCCUAAUCAUAUUUUUCCCAUCUCCAAAUUUGGAAACAUGGGACGUCUAGGGAAUAUCCUCCCUCUUCACAAGAAGGAAACCUCGACCGAAAGCCAUAAGCAAGGACAUACAAAAGCUUCAACUGCUGCAAAUUCAAGAAAUGCUCCAUUGACAAAGAGAUGGCGCAAUGAGUUUGUUGCAGCUGCUGCAGAAUUCGCUGGCACUUUUAUGUUUCUUUUCUUCGCCUUCGGAGGAACCCAGGUCGCCAACACCUCUGCUACAGCUGCCGAUCCCGCAACUUCAGGUCAGCAAGGAGGAAGCAUAACACAACAACCAAACACGAGUGUGCUGCUUUACAUUGCGUUAAGCUUUGGCUUCUCACUCAUGAUCAAUGUCUGGGUUUUCUUCCGCGUCAGUGGAGGACUUUUCAAUCCAGCUGUGACUUUAGGACUUUACCUUAUUGGCUCUAUCACCCCAAUUCGAGCUUCUCUUUGCUUCCUCUCCCAAAUGCUCGCAGGAAUGUGUGCCGCAGCCGUCGUAUCUGCGAUUCUACCCGGACCACUUUCUGUGUCCACUACACUUGGCUCAGGAACGACAGCUGCCCGGGGGGUUUUCUUGGAAAUGUUUCUCACCGCCCUACUUGUGUUUACGAUUUUCAUGCUUGCUGCGGAAAAGCACAAAGCGACGUACCUCGCCCCUAUUGGCAUUGGCCUGGCUCUCUUCGUCGCUGAAUUGAUGGGCGUUUUCUAUACUGGCGGCAGUCUGAACCCGGCACGCAGCUUUGGUCCAUGCGUUGCUACGAGGCGAUUCCCUGGAUACCAUUAUAUUUACUGGUUUGGACCUCUUAUGGGAACCCUCUUAGCUUGGGGGAUGUAUAAGAUUGUCAAGACAGUUGAGUACCAGACUGUCAAUCCAGGUCAAGACUUCGAUGACCACGAGGCUGCUGCAUUCAAGCCCCCGGAGAACCCGGAUUCUGCAGACCAAGUCGAACGCCCCAAUGUCGCUGCUAUCGCUGCCGAAGAGGCUGUACGCAUGGCAUCGCGAAGUUCCGGGGGUAGCAAUACCGCGUACGAUGGAAUCGAGGGAAGAAUGUCGCAAGACGGCCCCGGCGCAAAUCGACCUUCGGAUACCUACACGGGCGCGAGUCGCAACCUAUACACUUCCUCGGCAGGGCCUAAUAAUAUUGGACACGAUGGUGUUGCAGCGUAUGGAACAAGGGCAUAAGAUCGAACAGAUCUAUGGACCCCUCUCUUCCAGAGAUUAAGUGACUAAUUGAAUGGGUAAUGAGUCUGGGCUGUGAAAAGUUAGGCGUUGGUGAUUUACGAGCACAUGAUUUAUGACAUGUUAAUUUCGUACCAAGCGCGGCGUUGUACCAUUCUU
Molecule: messenger RNA, 1505 nt
Organism: Aaosphaeria arxii CBS 175.79
Lineage: Eukaryota; Fungi; Ascomycota; Dothideomycetes; Pleosporales
Product: aquaporin-like protein
Exons: 3
Coding region: 183-1349 (388 amino acids)
Biological process (GO): transmembrane transport
Cellular component (GO): plasma membrane
Molecular function (GO): water channel activity
Source: RefSeq, a predicted model, not a curated record